CAAUACAAAAAACGAGCGGCUGCGAUUAUCUCAAUUAGUCUUCCUCGUGGAGUCGCGUUCUUCCACGCUCCCCUAAAAUCAUGCUAAAGCUGUUUGGGAACGGCAGCGAGGAAGGAUAAAUCGAGGCGAGAGGCGAGAGCGAGAGAGCGGAACCAUGGCAGGGCUUUACGAGAAGCAGGCGGAAAUAUACGCGCAGGCUCGGCCCAAAUAUCCGAGAGAGUGGUUCUCGAAGCUCGCCUCGCUCACCGCCCAUCACAAGCGGGCGUGGGACGCCGGCACCGGUAGCGGCCAGGCCGCCGUCAACGUUGCAGAACAUUAUGAGAAGGUGAUAGCCACGGACGUUAGUGAGGCCCAGAUCAAGCAUGCCAUCCCGCAUCCGAAGGUUCAAUACAUUCACACGCCUCUGUCCACCUCGGAGCAAGAUUUCGUAUCCAUGCUCGGAGGCGAAGGCUCGGUAGACCUGGUGACGGUGGCCACGGCCGUGCACUGGUUCGAUCUCCCGAGCUUCUAUGCCAUCGUGAACCGUGUUUUGAGGAAGCCUGGGGGAGUGAUUGCUGUCUGGGGCUACAACUACGACAUCCAUCCUUUGGAGGACGUAAUGAAGCGCUUCUACGUCUCCACCCUUCCUUACAUGGAUGAGAGACCUGGCUACGCCUUUGAACGGUACCGGAGCCUUCCGUUCCCAUUUGAAAGCAUCGGACUGGGGACCGAAGGCAGUCCUGCGAGUUUCGACAUGGAUCUGGAGGUAUCAUUUGAUGGUUUCGUGGAAUCGCUGAGGACGGGGUCUGCGGUAGCCACUGCGAAGGAGCGUGGAGUGGAUUUGCUGACUGAAGAGGUGGUGAAGGAGCUCCGGACUGCUUGGGGUGGAUCUGAUAUUAGGAAGAUAACUUACAAGGCUUUCAUGCUUGCCGGCACGCCAAAAUUGGAAGGCUAGCGCUGUGAGACUGACCCUAGAAGCUUUUCUUUUUUUUUUUUGGGUUCCAUCCGUGUGAGAAUAAAGUCGGGAUUUGUAUACGAUUUCUGCUCCAUUUUGGUCCACAAAAGACUGGUCCUGGCUCCAUCGUCACUAGACUGAAUUUGGAAUAAAUCGGGGGGCAUGCAUGCCUUGUCGAGUAAAGCUGUACGUCACUUUUGUUUUGAUUAUAAGCCAUUGGUGAUCCAUUGAGAUGGCACGGAAAA
Phoenix dactylifera (date palm) is the source of this 1179-nucleotide messenger RNA. RefSeq lists its product as uncharacterized. The record is from RefSeq and is a predicted model, not a curated record. Lineage: Eukaryota; Viridiplantae; Streptophyta; Magnoliopsida; Arecales; Arecaceae. Gene Ontology annotation, molecular function: S-adenosylmethionine-dependent methyltransferase activity.